This is a messenger RNA of Rotaria sordida, 934 nucleotides long. Lineage: Eukaryota; Metazoa; Rotifera; Eurotatoria; Philodinida; Philodinidae. The record is from the annotation of a GenBank genome assembly.
AUGUAUGAUAAACAGCAAGCAUGUGAAUUGAUUGUACGACAUGUAAAUCUCUAUGGACGUGUCACAUGUCUUCAAAUGGCGCUUGCUGCAGAUGAUAAGAAAUUUUUAUAUGAAGAUGCUUGUCAAGCUGUGUUAACGAAUAUUUGAUUGAAAAAAACCGGUAUUGAUUAUACGAAUGAUUAUGGCAAAAGUGAAACAGUAUUUCGACAUUUUCUCCAUUUUCACAAUCGACCCAUAGUCAAAUAUUUCUAUACUUGUUUUGGCUAUGCCCUCUUCCUGCUCUGCUUCAGUUAUUAUAUGCUCUACGCAUUUGAUCCACUUUCAAACGGAACUCUGAGAAUUCAUUGGACCGAAAUAUUAACUAUCAUUACAGUGACUACUAUGCUCGUAGAAGAAGUUCGACAGUUUUUCUUUCAAGAUAAUAAAUCGUUGAUAGGCAAGAUAUAUGCUUAUUUUGACUUACGUAAUCGAGCAUCUAAUCUGUGUCUGGUUCUACCCGCAUAUGUUCUCUUCUAUAUCGGACUUGUGCUUCGUUUUACACGGACAGAUCCCGAUGAUUUUGAAUCGGCGAGAAUAGUGAUGGCUUAUGAUUUGGAAUUGUGGUUUAUUCGUUCUGUUCUAUUCAUUGAAAUUGCUUCACAGCUUGGUCCCAAGCUUGCAAUGAUUCGGAAAAUGGUAAGUAUGUAAUACGAGGGUUAAUGUGUAUUCUACCAUUUCGUUUACAGACAAACGACCUCUUGUUAUUCGUAUUCAUCAUUGUCGUUUUCAUUUUCGGCUAUGGAAUCACAUCAAGAGCUAUGAUAGCUUAUCGGACCUUCGAUUUUGAUGGUCAGGAUUUUUUUCGCAAUGUGGUUUAUCCAGCUUAUUAUUUCGUUCUUGGCAGAUUUGAUGAUGAACUUUCGCAGUUAGAUGGUAAGGAUGUCGUAUGAACAAA